This is a messenger RNA of Chaetura pelagica (chimney swift), 1002 nucleotides long. RefSeq names its product ankyrin repeat domain 34C (gene ANKRD34C). The transcript has 2 exons. The coding region runs from base 1 to 1002 and encodes 333 amino acids. Lineage: Eukaryota; Metazoa; Chordata; Aves; Apodiformes; Apodidae. The record is from RefSeq and is a predicted model, not a curated record. Gene Ontology annotation, molecular function: protein binding.
AUGGAUGAGGCGACAGAGCUGCAGCUGGGAGGGAACUCCCUCCUGAAGGCAGUCUGGCUCGGCCGGCUCCGGCUGACCCGGCUGCUGCUGGAAGGAGGGGCUUACAUCAACGAGAGCAACGAGAAAGGGGAGACAGCCCUGAUGGUGGCCUGCAUCACCAAACACGUCGACCAGCAGAGCAUAAACAAGGCCAAGAUGGUGAAGUACUUGCUGGACAACAGAGCUGACCCCAACAUCCAGGACAAGUCUGGGAAAACGGCCCUCAUGCACGCCUGCAUCCGUGGUGCUGGGGGAGAUGUGGUGUCCCUGCUCCUGGAGAACGGGGCAGACCCCAGCCUGGAGGACCACUCAGGAGCAUCAGCUCUGGUUCACGCCAUCAAUGCUGAUGACAGGGAUGUGCUGCAGCACCUCCUGAAUGCCUGCAAAGCCCAAGGGAAGGAGGUGAUCAUUAUCACCAUGGACAAAUCUGCCUCUGGCAGCAAAACCACCAAACAGUACCUAAACAUCCCCCCCUCACUGGAGUUCAAAGAGAAACCCGCUCCCGAAGCGUGCACCUCACCCUCUAGUGCCCAGCUGAAACCCCCCAUUUCAGCACCUUCCCCUGGUGAGGAAGAGAGUGACAUCUUCAUCCCGCAGCCCGGGGACAGCCCCUCCAGCCGGGCUGCCCGGGAGCCCACCUCCCCGGGCCCGAGAGCCAGAGCGCCGCCCAGCCUGCUGGAGAGGCGGGGGUCUGGGACCCUGCUGCUGGACCACAUCUCCCACAUGAGGCCAGGCUAUCUGCCCCCCCUCAACGUGAACCCCAGCCCCCCAAUCCCUGACAUUGGCUCCAACAGUAAAGCCUCCUCUCCGCUUGCCGCUGGCCUGAAGUCCCUGGUCCCCGUCGCUCCCAGCUCACCCAGACGGGGCGACUUGCGAGCCAAGAGGAAGCUCCUCCGGAGACACUCGGAGCACACAGAGCAGAUGCAGCAGCUCUCAGAUUUCGAGGAAAUAGUGGCCCAGUAG